Molecule: messenger RNA, 480 nt
Organism: Theileria parva strain Muguga
Lineage: Eukaryota; Apicomplexa; Aconoidasida; Piroplasmida; Theileriidae
Product: Pre-rRNA-processing protein TSR2 family protein
Exons: 6
Coding region: 1-480 (159 amino acids)
Biological process (GO): maturation of SSU-rRNA from tricistronic rRNA transcript (SSU-rRNA, 5.8S rRNA, LSU-rRNA)
Cellular component (GO): nucleus
Source: RefSeq, a predicted model, not a curated record
AUGUCGGAUCCAUCAGAUGUAUUCAGUGCUGCCUGUAGAAAGGUCUUUGACUGCUGGACUGCCCUGAACCUCGCAGUUGAAAAUAAUUGGGGAGGAGGCGACGGCCGGUUUAAAAAGGAGCUACUUCUUAAUGACGUCAUUGAUUUAUGCCUUCACUCCAAGACAUUAUACGCUGAUGGCGUGGAAGACUUGAUAGUUACCAAGAUCGACGAGUAUUUUAACGUAACAUUGGAAGAUGAUAGUGAGUAUGAAAUUGCAAGAAUAUUGGUUAAGCUACAUUAUACAUGCUCAAAAAGCGAUUAUUCUUAUGCUAACCAACUCAUGAAAAAAUUGAAAAAAUGCUCCUUACCAUGCAUUCCUGGAUACGAUUCCAGCUCCGAUGAUGACAGCCCUGUUGAGGAAGACGCUGAGAAAUUAAAAGAAAGAUCUAAGAGGUCCGAACAAGUAACAGACGAAGAUGGAUGGACGACAGUUUUAUAA